AAAACUUACUCACUAUCCCAACAAACGAGUUCGCUCUAAAGAGGUCCGAAACUGAUCCGCUCCUGUAACAACAAUCUUUAAGAUUGAUUUAUUACUUGCAAGCUCGGGAAGAUGACGGGAGUUCAACCGAGCUCGAUUGAAAUAUCUACCGAUGCGCAAUGCAUUUUAUGCAAGAAACCGAAUAGUGCAGAGGCCAAAAUGGUCCAGUGCGAUGGGUGUAGCCGGUGGUAUCACUUUUCGUGUGCUGGUGUCGGCGAUAGUAUCGAAGCAGAUGAUCGAAGCUAUCGAUGCGCUUUAUGCCGACCACGGGGUUCCCGUACGUCGUCGUCGAUACGGUCAACACCGUCGACUAGUGCAAGUGCGAGAGAAGCCAAGUUGCAAUUGGAGAUGCAGCAGUUAGCAGAGGAGAAGGAACUUCAGGCGAAGUUAAUGGCAGAGAAGGCCAAGUUGGAGAAGGAGUUCUUGGAGCGGAAGUACAAGUUGCUCCAUGCGCAGUUGGAUGAGGAUGCAAGGGCGAGUUCGAGAGCAAGUGUACAAAGCGGUGUCAGUUUACCCGGUAGCGACGACAUUGUUCGAGACUGGAUUCAUAACCACCAAGCGAUCCUGAGUGCCAAAUCUGGGAAAGUUAAUCCCACUGGACUCACAUCGCAGGCGGGUGGCCACGUUGUAGCAACAGAAUCCAUACCGGUCUCAAGUACCGCGCAGGACAGCUUGAAUUUAGCCUCAAUCUCUGCGGCAGUUGACAACGAAGGGAGAUCCAGGCAGGUCGUCAUUCAACCUGUUAUGAAAAUUAUCGACGACGUCAUCUCUCCUAUUUCGACCGUAUACCAAGGAGGGUUCACCAGCGUAGCCAAUCCCGCUUUGCCACGAACACCCCUGCAGCAAUCAACACCCAGGACAUGCUCCGUUUCGCAGACGCACAUUCCAGCAACACAGCCGACAGUAUUGCGGCAAACUGAUGUCAACCCGAGUCAGCGUGCGGGGCCUGCAGCAACAACAUCAGGAGGAUACCAACAACCUGUCGACAGACCGGCAGCGAUGCACCCUCCAGCAGGUCAGUACGUUCCGUAUGCACCCCCAAUUUCGACUAUGGUGAGUUCUAUCAGUUCAGAAGUCUUCGCCAGAGAAAGCGCAGAACCUAACGCGCAAUACUAUACCCGACCACCAAACACAUUACCGUCAAUGCUAGGGCAGUUAGGGCAAUCUCAAACACGUAGGAACGAGCCAGUGGUGUACUCUGGUUUCGACAGUAAUUUCAAAAGCAGAAAUCAGCCUCCGUGUCUUUCGAACCCCCUAGUGUCACAAAACGUUCCCUACUCUGCUUCUCAUUCACAAUCUGUACCAAUAUCACAACCAUGGGACAAUCCUUAUCCGCCACUUCGUCCUUCUGUAGUAAGUGUCUCCAGCUACCAAGGACCAAUACCAGCUGUGCCGAAUCCACAGUUGCAGUACGAGAUGUCUCAACUAUCGUUCGGCCCUAACCCGCAGCAAUUGGCAGCACGUCAUGUAGUUCCGAAAGACCUACCGUGUUUCACCGGUGACCCAAUCGAGUGGCCAAUAUUCUGGAGUAGCUACAAAACGUCAACAGAGAUGUGCGGAUACAACGAUUCUGAAAAUCUGAUGCGAUUACAACGGAGCUUGAAGGGGGAUGCGAGGAAAGCAGUGAGCAGUUUUCUCCUCCAUCCGUCGAACGUUCCUGAGAUAAUCAACUCGCUGCAAGUGCUGUAUGGGCGUCCUGAGGCCAUCGUCAAUUCCCUGUUGGCUGAGGUGCGGGCAACGCCAGCUCCGCGGCCGGAGAAACUUGGAACGAUCAUCAACUUCGGUUUGGCGGUCCGUAAUUUUUGUACACAUCUAGUGUCUACCGGACAGCAUAUGCAUUUGACAAACCCGAUAUUGAUUGAGGAGCUAGUGGAAAAACUUCCAGCCAACAUCAAGCUGGAUUGGGCAAUGCAUAAGCAACGGGUACCUAAUGCAGAUCUGAGAGCCUUCGCCGACUACAUGAAUGUCAUCGUAACGGCAGCGAGUAGUGUCACGCCCGUUCUCACGAAAUCCGAAAAACCGAAAGGGAAGGUCGAGAUACAUACGGUGAACACACGCAAGGACAAGGUAAUCAACAAGAGCACAGUAGAGCCUUCCAACCAAGCCGGAACUGAGCGUCCUUGUGUGGUGUGUCAAAAUACGGGACAUAAACCGAAAGACUGCAGCACCUUCAAGUCGAAGACGUUGGAGGACAAGUGGAAAGCGGCACAAGAAGUAAAUCUGUGUAGACGAUGCUUGUAUCCGCAUGGUAAAUGGCCGUGCAAGGCAUCGAACUGCGGAGUAAAUGGCUGUCAACAACGGCAUCAUCGGUUGCUCCACCCAGGCGAUCCUAGAGAACCAAGAGCGGAGGCCUCAACUCAAAGUUCCAGCGUCAUCUCUGUUCAUCAGCAGCAACACACAGUUCUUUUUCGUAUCAUCCCAGUAAUCCUCUACGCUAAUGGUCGGUCAGUGUCAACCUUCGCUUUCUUGGACGGUGGAUCUGAUUCAACCCUGGUGGAACGAUCUUUGGCUGAAGCGUUAGGCGUAGAAGGUCCAAUCUCUCCACUGUGUAUGCAGUGGACCAACGGGGUGAAGCGUGUGGAGGACGAAUCGCAGCAAAUCCAACUAAAUAUCUCGGGACAGUCCGCGGAAAAGCAGUUCACCCUACGAAGAGUGCAAACCGUCGACAGAUUAGAACUUCCGAGGCAGUCCGUGAACUUCGCGGAGAUGAGAAGUAAAUUUCCGUACAUGAGGGGCCUACCGGUCCAAAGCUACAACGAUGCCGUUCCAGGCAUACUCAUCGGGUUGGACAACACUAGGUUGAAAACUACAUUGAAGCUGCGGGAGGGACGCGAAGACGAACCAGUAGUUGCCAAAACUAGACUGGGCUGGGUCAUAUACGGUCGAUCUGGGAAAGAUGUCGGGAUCCCAUUGCAGCGUGUUCACCAUAUCUGUUCUAAAUCACGCGACGAAGACCUUCAUGAAUUAGUAAAAAGCUUCUUUUCUAUGGAAAGCGUCGGCAUUGCGGUGAACGAGGUGAAGGAAUCAGCAGAGGAUAAGCGAGCUCAACAGAUUCUUCAAGCAACCACGAAGCGGACGGAAACUGGUCGAUUUGAAACGGGGCUUCUAUGGAAAUUCGACCACAUUGAGUUUCCUAACAGCCGCCCCAUGGCCGAACGGAGAUUGCAAUGUCUGGAACGUCGCCUUCUCAAAUCUCCUUCAUUGUACGCCAACGUGAGGCAGCAGAUAGCGGAAUACAUUACCAAAGGUUACGCGCACAAAGCAGUUCAACGAGAGAUGGAUGAGAUGGAUCCGAAGCGAACGUGGUUUCUGCCGUUGGGCGUUGUAGUGAAUCCUAAAAAACCCGAAAAAGUCAGGGUUGUUUGGGACGCCGCUGCUUCGGUAGAAGGCGUAUCAUUGAACUCCGUUUUGCUUAAAGGCCCGGAUCUGCUCACACCUUUGCAAGCAGUCUUGUGCAGAUAUCGACAAAGGGAAAUUGCCAUAAGUGGCGAUAUUAUGGAAAUGUUCCACCAAGUGCUUAUCAGGCGAGAAGAUCGUGCAGCUCAGUGGUUCAUGUGGCGGGACAGCCCAUCCGAUCCAAUUCAGGUCUACAUUAUGGACGUUGCCACGUUUGGAUCAACGUGUUCCCCGAGCUCAACGCAGUAUGUGAAGAACCAAAAUGCGGAGGAAUAUGCGGCGGAGUUCCCGGAAGCUUCUGAGGCGAUAAAGGAAAAUCAUUAUGUAGACGACUUCCUCGACAGUGUCGACACGAUUGCAGAAGCAGUGGAGCUAGCGCUUGGCGUCAAAAAAGUUCACGAAAAGGCUGGAUUUCUUAUUCGACAUUGGAUGUCGAAUUCUACGGAAGUGCUGGAGCGGAUUGGAGAGCAGAAUACGCAGUUAGUCAAAAGUUUCACAAUGGAUAAGGGCAGCAACCUGGAACGGGUGUUGGGAAUGGUUUGGCGACCACAAGAGGAUAUGUUUGUUUUCUCCCUAACUUCUCGAGAAGACCUGCGACGUCUAUUAGAUGGAUCUACUGUACCAACUAAACGCCAACUACUCAGCUUGGUAAUGAGCGUGUUCGACCCGUUGGGGAUGGUGGCUCCGUUUGUGGUGCACGGCAAGUCAAUAGUGCAAGACGUGUGGAGAUCCGGAAUCAACUGGGAUGAGCGACUUCCUGCGGAUAUCGUACCUCGAUGGGAGCAGUAUGUCAAGCUACUUCGAACACUGGACACGGUGAGGAUACCCAGGUGCUACUUUCCAGGCUAUCACCCAGAAGCAUAUAACUCAAAUGAGCUGCACAUAUUUGUGGAUGCCAGUAGCGCCGCAUAUGCCGCCGCAGCCUACUGCAGGAUUGUGGACAAAGGAGAAAUACGCUGCUGUCUGGUGUCUGCAAGAACCAAGGUAGCGCCGAUCAAACUGCUGUCGGUGCCCCGGUUGGAGCUACAAGCUGCUGUUAUCGGCACGCGGCUCAUGAAAUCGGUUCUCUCCAAUCAUACAGUUCCAGUCAAACGAACCGUACUAUGGAGUGAUUCUUCAACAGUCCUGAACUGGUUACGGUCGGACCCCCGAAACUACAAACAGUUUGUGGCGUUCCGGGUAACAGAAAUCCUGGACGAAACAGAAAUAAGCAAUUGGAGGAAGGUGCCUACCAGGCUGAAUGUUGCCGAUGAAGCCACCAAGUGGGGACACGGCCCAUGUUUCGACGAACAUAGCAGGUGGUUCAAAGGUCCUGAGUUUUUGUAUAAACCAGAAUGUGAUUGGCCAGCUGACGCAAUAGAAUCAGCAACAACGGAAGAGUUAAGAGCAGUCCAUGUACUUCAGCAGGUAACUACCAGUAAUUGAAUUUGAACGCUUUUCGAAGUGGGAAAGAGUAAACCGCACAGUGGCGUUUGUGUUGCGGUUUGGCGACAAGCAGAUGCAUCGGGAUAAAGCAGGACCUCUCAGCAGUGAGGAGUUAAAGCGGGCGGAGACAGUCAUAUUCAGACUCAUCCAAGGAACUGAGUAUCUGGAGGAAUUGAACAUACUUCGCAAAAAUGAUGCCGCACAACCAGAACAGCAUAAGCAGGUCCAGAAAAGCAGCCGAAUCUUCAAAUUAUCCCCAUUCUUGGAUCCCACCGGGGUAAUUCGAAUGCGUUCCCGCAUUGCAGCAGCAGAAUGCAUUCCAAGUGAAGGCAAAUUUCCCGUGAUCCUGCCGAAGGAUCACCAUGUCACAAAACUAAUCAUCAAUUGGUAUCACCGGAAGUACAACCAUGCCAAUAACGAAACGGUGGUUAACGAGAUUCGGCAGAGGUUUCACGUUUCUGAAUUGCGGAGAAUCGUCAAGAAGGUGGCCAGCAACUGUAACUGGUGCAAAGUAUACAAAUCCAAGCCCCAGAUCCCAUCAAUGGGUCCUCUGCCCUCUGCUCGUCUAACGCCGUAUACGAGGGCUUUUACCUUUACAGGACUGGAUUAUUUCGGGCCAAUAAAUGUUCGCCGCGGUCGUGGAGGCGUCAAAAGAUGGGUUGCGCUUUUCACCUGUCUAGGAACCCGAGCAGUCCACUUAGAAAUAGCCCACAGCCUGUCUGCAGAAUCCUGCAAGAUGGCAAUUCGCAGGUUCAUCGCCCGCAGAGGUUCGCCUCAGGAAAUUUAUUCAGACCAAGGGACCAACUUUCAGGGUGCCAGCGCGGAGUUAAAACAGCAGAUGGAGAUAACAAACCGAGAUCUAUUGGAAACCUUCACGAACGCAGAAACGCAAUGGAAGCUGAAUCCUCCGUAUGCUCCUCAUAUGGGAGGCAUAUGGGAAAGGCUCGUACGGUCAGUCAAGACUGGCUUGACGCACAUGGAGUUGCCGAGGAAUCCGGACGAGGAAACGCUGAUAACGGCUCUAGCAGAGGUGGAGUCCAUGGUAAAUUCGCGCCCUCUAACAUAUCUACCGAUCGACAGUGAGGAGAGCGCUGCCUUGACUCCAAAUCACUUUUUGCUGCUGAGUUCUAGCGGAGUCGUCCAGCCAUCGGCACGGCCAACGGAGGAAAGUGAAGUUCUGCGGUCAAACUGGAAGCAUGUUCAGGUUAUGCUGGACCGCUUCUGGAUGAGGUGGAUUCGUGAAUAUCUACCUGUGAUCGCCCGGCAGCCGAAAUGGUUUGGAGAAGCUAGAUCUAUCAAAGUGGGAGAUCUGGCGAUCGUAGUGAACGAAGGCGUCAGGAACAGCUGGACCAGAGGAAGAAUCUCCCGAGUAUAUCCUGGACGUGACGGACGAGUACGAAGCGCAGAUGUGCGAACUGCUGCUGUCAUCAUGCGACGACCGGCUACUAAACUCGCCAUCCUGGAUAUUGCCAAUGAAGGAAGUACCGCUGAAGAAACUUGAAGCAGUACGUGCGGGGGCGUGUUGGCAACACGGACAUGCGCGUUCAGUGCCAGCGGUUCAGCAUCACCCGUGCGAGUACAAUGAGAGGUCAUCUGAUGAUGAUCGACAGACCUGUCAUCGUUAUUGAUCCCACACGACCGAGAAAGUGCAUAGUCACGAUUGCAAAAAUUUGUUAUUCUAAAUUACUCUACAAUUUGUUAGUUUUCCUAAUUUGUUCCUUAUUAUACUAAGUGAUUUGAAUUUCUUAAACACUAGUUGGAGCAAAACAUUCAUUGUUACAACUCGACGGAUAGGCUAAAGUAGAGGACAAAUCAAUCUUAAAACUUACUCACUAUCCCAACAAACGAGUUUGCUCUAAAGAGGUCCGAAACUGAUCCGCUCCUGUAACAACAGGCUUAGUGGGUUUGCCUAGAAUCAAAUGAAUUACCCUGUGUUUUACUAAAUCAAUAGGUUGACGAAAUAAUAAUCCAGACGCAUAUGAAGGCCGUAUACAAUAUGUAGCUGGGAGAUGGUAACCUUUUUUUUUUUGUGUGUUUUUUUGUCGAGAGGAGAAGGAAGAUGUGGCAUACCAGUUUAGCAUCCUAUGCACAGAGAUGCGAAUCGUCAGCAUUCGCGCAUCAUCGUAUACCGCGACCCAACCGCAACAACAAUAUUCGCGGUCCGUCAGACAUCGCGACGUCGCGACGCGCACGUCGUCGGUCGUCAGCGACACGAAGCCUCGAGCCGGUCGGACAGGAGAGACCGCGCCGCCGACGAUCGUCCUCUUUCGCAUCGCAGCAACCGGGUGGCAAGCACGUGUCAUCCAAAACAGGCUGGAAGCAAUUUUGCGGCAAUCGGCUGAAACUGUAGUGCGGAAAUUUACAGGACGCUAGUGUAAAAAAUGAAGAAGUGUUUGGUGAUCGCUUUAAUGUAUAUAAGGAUGACCGUGACAAAUUUGCGCUAUACGCAACUGACGAUUUUCCCACACUUGUGAAUUCCAGAGAAUUACUCCAAACAGAAUCACUUAGGUGACGAACGACGAUUUCCAAACCAUCUUACAUGGUAACAUUUCAAAAUUGAAGGGUUCAUCCUUACCAGAAGAGUGCAUAAUUUAUUUCCCAUCAUACUUUUCGAAACCAUUUCUCAUAGCUUAGCAAUGCAUAUGCAACCCGUAUCUUUCAACACCACUCAAACAAUAACAGUUCAACUACAUCGCGUUUACAUUACACAGCAUUCUUACUCUCCGUUCUAAUUCUCACAUAGCGAACGACGACAUACCCAGUGACCCACUAAUAAAGUAAUAAACAUCCAUCGACACAUCCAUCAACUCUCACGUUCCGAUUAACUUAAGUCACACCAUAUGGUAACUCACCGCAUUCUCUUUCUUAUUGUCUUUCAUAUGUUUUGCUCUUGCAUUCUAUACUUUCUCUCAAGUGCUCGACAGUACAGAACGACGCGACGGUUAUUAUGAAUUCGGUUGGAAAUCAAAAAUUUUUUUUUGAGAAAAACAUUUUUGCUAAUUUUGGGUUGUUUACAACAUACAUCGGAAGUGACGUAUAUGAUAAUGCAACAUUGAACGCACACAGCGCGCCUCACCCGGUACUGAAAAAAAGUGUCGCUAGUCGAAAAGUGUCGCCAGUCAAAACGUCGCUAUUCGGUUUGGUGCUGGCGCCUUAAUAAUUCUAUUUUCCUUGUCUAACUAAUCCAAGCCGACGCCCACGAAGCAAUCAGAAGACCGUAUGACAAAUGGUUGUCAAAGUAACGCCCCGACGCCAAGUUAGAUAGACUUUCCGGGUUUGUAUUCGAUUAUCUUUAAUUAUCCAUGUACUGACCAAGUGAAAAAUGUAACAUUAUAAAAACUAAAGACAAGACGAAUAAAGAGCAUUCUAUUUUCAAAACCCAACAAAUAAGCUCGUUAUAAAUUAUUAUCUAACAAAAAAAAGUGGUAGUGGAGUUUUAAUUACAAUAAGUGGUGAAUAUGAGAGCGAACAAAUUGUAACCGAAAAAUGCAAAGAAUUUGAUCACGUUUGGGUAAAACUAGUCAUUGAAGAUAACAUUCAUAUUUUUUCAACAGUGUAUUUUCCUCCGGAAGAAGCUUAAAAAGAAUCAUAUGAAAAUUUUUUUGAUCUUACUGAUCGUAUUAUUUCUCAGUUUAAACCUGAAUCUAGUGUUCACAUAUACGGUGACUUCAAUCAAAGAGAGGCCAAGUUUAUUGUAGAUGACGAAAAUGAGUCAUUGUUGGUACCUAUCUUAGGAGAUAAUGAAACACUUCGAGCACUAUUUGAUAAAAGUGCAGAAAUAGGACACCAUCAAGGAAAUCUCAUAAAAAAUUGAGCGGACCUGGUGUGAUGGUUAGAACUCUUGACUAUCAUGCCGAGGACCUGGGAUCGAAUCCCACUCCCGACAAACUCGCAAAAUGUGAGUUCUUCCAUCGGAAGGAAAGUAAAGUGUAGGUCCCGAGAUGAACUAGCUUAGGGCUAAAAAUCUCGUUAAUACAGAUAAAAAAAAACAUAAAAAAUCUGUUACUUAGACUUACUAUAUACUAAUAUAUCCGACAAUUUCUGUGUAGCUCAAUCUCCCGUGCCCUUAUGGCCCCGUGCCCCUUUUCCACAUUGCGAUUGAAUACUGCAUAUUUAUUCAUGACAAGGCGACAAUAUUUCGAUAUAAAUUCGUCUGAACCAUACUUUGACUUCAGGAAUGCAAACUAUGAUCUACUGAAAUAUGAAGUGAACGGUGUAGAUUGGCAAAACUUAUUGCGUGAUUAUGAAAUAGAGCAAGCUGUAAAUAUUUUCUAUAGGACCAUAUACGACACUCUUGAAAAAACAGUUCCUUUGAAGCAUAAGAAAAAAUCAAAUGCUCAAGACGCCCGUGUGGUAUAAUAGGCAGAUCAUCAAUCUCAGAAAUAGAAAACAAAAGGCUCAUAAGGCCUACAUAUGAAAAUCUUGCGACCUAUAUGGAUACAUGCAAUCAGCUUAACUAAGAAAUGAAAAAAGCUUACGAAGAGCAUAAUCACGGUGUGCCAAAAACCGUUAUUAUCAAAUAAAAAUGUCCACCAUAUUGGCACCCGUCAUUCGAAAGAUAUACUAUCCUAUUAUCUACUCUGAAAAUUUGAAAAUCUUUCAUCGAGGGAAAUUGAAGUUUUCGCCAUUUAAGCAUAUUGCGUUAUUUCUAUACAAUUUUCAUAUAUGUAUGAGUAAAUAUGAACAUAUCGUGGUUCUACGGCUAUUUGUGAUUUCAACAAAUCUAUUUACAUUAGUUUUCCAAAUACUUAUCAACAUGUAUGAUAUCCAAGCAUAGUUUCUGCAAAUUAGACAACAUUUUGUUAGAGGAAUCACAAGUUACAAUAGUUUACUCUGAUAUCCCAACAUAUUUCCCUAAUAUGUUACCUAUAUUUCAGUUACUUACAUAUAAGUUUCAAACCCGUAUACGUCAUCAAAACAUUUUUUUAGCAAUUUGUAAUGAAUAUACGUGAUUGUUGAGCAUAUAUGCGAUAAAUUUUGAACCAUUAUAUUGCUGGGUUUGAUAAGCACGCUGGCUUAAGAGUUUAAGACAUUUAUAAAAUAAUUUGAAAAAGUGUUAGGAAGAAAAUCUACCACAUGUUUAAAAUAUUUUCUAGUCUACCAUAAAAGAGUAAAAAUGUGUCUUUAACAUGGAUAACCGAUCUUUUUUAAAAAUAAAAAAAUAUAUUCCAUCAGAUAAUUGGAGUUAUAGCUUAUGGUAUUGGGUAUCAACUCCAAUUUAUCAAGAAUUAAGUGAGAUUAUGAGAUUAUCAUAUUUACACAUUGUUGUUACAAAUUGUAACAACAACAAUAUAUAUAGUAGCAUGGGUAGAAAUAGACAUUUCACUCCUGCACACUUUUUGAGUUCCAUUUUGGCCCCAUAUAAACUGUGCAAAAUUUCAGCACGAUCGGAGAAACUAUAUUUUAGCGCCAGCCAUUUUAUGUUUUCAUACAAUUUACUAUGGAAAAAAUCACCUUUUCAAAGACAAAUCGCCAAAAGUGGCCCCUUUCUUUGAUUGAGCUGAAAUUUUGCACAGUUGAUAUGAGGGCAAAAUGGCACUCAAAAAGUAUACAGGAACGAGAGUUUUACCAUUUUUCCCAUAUAACCGUGCCCCAGACUAAUACAUAUGGAACAAUAUAUAUAAUCUUGUGUUUGACAUUUAGGUUGAAAAUUGCAUAAAAAAUUUAUAUUAAUUUUCCUAUAUUUCAAAAUGAUUAGCUAUUGUGAUUCUUGUCGUAUCUAAUUCAAAGUUAUCUUUGAAUAUCAUACACUUUGGAUAGUAUUUGAAAAACGAAUGUUUAUUUGGGUUGAAAUUAUAAAUGGCCGUAGAACUACGAUAUGUGCAUAUUUACUCAUGUAAGAAAAUCCUAUAGAAAUAACGCAAUAUGCUCAAAUGACAAAAACUUCAAUUUCCCUCGAUGAAAGAUUUUCAAAUUUUCAGAGUAUAUACUAGGAUAGUAUAUCUUUCGAAUGACGGGUGCCAAAUUGGUGGAAAUUUUUAUUUGUUAAUAACGGUUUUUGGCACACCGUGUAAUGCGUUAUUAGAAAAUAAUAUUAAAACAGAUCCUAAGCGAUUCUUCGACUACGUUAAAGGUAAACAAAAGUCAAAUAAAUUACCAUCAAAAAUGAGUCUCGACAAUAGAACUGGCAAUACAUCAAGUGAAAUUGGCAACUUAUUUGCUGACUUUUUUCAGAAUAAUUACACAGCGCAUAGUAACGCUGAGCGUGAUUUGCAAUACUUUUCAUGUUUACAUGAGUUCGGCAAAGAUAUUACUGUAUCCAAUAUAUCCUUAAUCUUUCAGGACGCGCGCACUCAAGCAACCGAAACUGCACCGCGCUUGCGCUGUAUACGAUGAGCGAGGUUUUUUGGUGGUGUUGUACUUUUUACAACAGCGCGCGUCCUGAAGGGUUAAAAGAAAUUGUGAAUACGUUAGGAUCUUUGGAUGUUUCAAAAGGUGCGGGGUUGAUGGCUUACCACCUUUAUUUUUAAAGAAUCUAUCAAAUGAAUUAGUAAAACCUUUAUUUUGGCUGUUUAAUUCAUCUUUGGAAACGGGUAUUCUCCCACCAGUGUGGAAGCAAUCUUUCCUAAUCCCAAUUUUCAAAAACGGUAAAAAAUCUGAAAUAAGUAACUAUCGUGGGAUUGAUAAUAAGUAUUCCAAAGCUUUUUGAGUCCAUAAUUAUAGGCAAUUUAUUUUCUCAGGUCAAGUCUUUAAUAACUAGUCAACAACAUGGAUUUGUGAAAGGACGAUUAACAACAACCAAUUUACUUAAUUUUAUAACAUUUACUCUAAACGUAAUGGACAAAGGAAACUACAUUGAAGUUUUAUAUACUGAUUUUAGUAAAGCAUUUGAUAGAGUUGACAUUCACUUGCUGCUUUUUAAAUUAUCCAAAUAAGGUUUCAAUCCUAUGCUUCUGAGAUGGAUUGAGUCAUACUUUACAAAUAGAACGCAAAAUGUAAGAAUUGAGGAAAGUUUAUCCAAAACAGUAAAUGUAUCAUCCGGAGUUCCACAAGAUUCGCAUCAAGGUCCAUUAUUGUCGGCCCGCCACCAAACCGGACUUCGCACAAUCAAGUUGCGACGCGACCCAACUCGCGACGUUUUUUAAGCACGUGAAAAGUAGUGCGCAUCCUUCCCGUUGUUGUCAGCAACACAGCGCACUAGAUGCGAAACAGUUGCGACACUUGUGGACCAAGAAAAUUGCAAUUUUUGUUUGAAUGUCGGUCUUGAUUCCAACCGGAUAGACAAUACUAUUAAUUUUGUUUGUGAACGAUAUUGAAUCCGUUGUUAAGCGAAUUCGCCUUUCCAUAUACGCUGACGAUAUGAAACUUUACAUGAAAUCAACAUUUUUUUAACUGGUGUAACAAAAAUCUUUUAGAACUUAAUGUUAAAAAAUGCAAUUUAAUUGCGUUCACAAGAAAACUGAAUUUAACCCUUGAAACAAUAACCCUAGGUCAAAAAAGUGUAGAACGAUGCAACUAGAUUAGAGAUUUAGGUAUUAUUCUGGACUCAAAACUAACCUUUGUUAAUCACUAUAAUAAUAUUAUAUACAAGGCAAAAACAUGCUUGGGUUCAUCAAACGUUUCGAUUUGCUCUUUAACGACCCUUACACAAUUAAAACACUUUAUGUUACGUAUGUAAGACCUUUACCUGAAUACUGUAGUAUUGUGUGGUCUCCACAUGAAAGAACUCAUAUCAACCUAUAGAGUCGGUACAAAAACAGUUUUUAUUGUUUGCUUUGAGAAAACUAGGUUGGGCGGCGAACUCACCACUACCAUCUUAUGAGUCACGAUGUGCAUUGAUUGAUCUAAGUUCCCUUGAAAAACGAAGAAAGUUUGCAAUGAUUGCAUUUUUAAAUGAUGUAUGCUCUCCGAAAAUUCUUGAAAACAUAAACUUUUAUGCUCCCACUCGAUCAUUAAGGAAUAGAAACUUGUUUUAUAUAAACAGUCAUCGAACAUAUUACGCCUUGAAUAGGCCUUUAAACAUGACAAUGUCUUGUUAUAAUGAACAUAGCGAUAGAAUCGAUGUAACUAUGAGCAGGAACAUGCUUAAAAAAGCUUUUUAUGCUAGAAGUCAGGCGCAAUUAGGUUAAUGCAAGUACAACAUUACUGUAGCUAUUAGUAUAUAAACAAUUGUAACGGUCUACGAAUUGAUUGACGACAAUAAAUAAAUAAAUCAAAACGGUGAGUCGAUAAGGAGAGCGUCCAACAUAGCUCUGGUCCUCACAAGUUCCUACCUCAUGCUUCCACAGGUCAAGCGAGAGUUGUUUGCUUAGCUGGUAGUGUAGCCUGGGCACUGUUGUCCUUCUGAUUUCAGCUAGAUUGAGGAGGUACGACCCGAGCGUCUGUUCACCAAGGAGGUGCGGCUCAAACAGCGUCUGUUCUGGCAUCCAGCGGCUGAGUAAGAAACGCUGCACCACACCCAGCUAGAUCCAAGGUGGUAGCCCCAUCAGCGUGGUCGUCCCAGUGUUGGUUGGGACGAUAAACAGAACUGGCACAAUGGCCCUCUGGCGAGACAGGUGUGUUGGCGUAGGCCUAAUAAGCCACCCGUUAAAAUCCCCAUUGCGAAAAACAUAGGAGAAAAUACGACUUGAUAUAAUCGGCAAAGACCCACGCGACGAAAUACGGACUACGAUUGGAAACUUGGAACAUGGAAUUGCAAGUCACUAGGUUUCGCAGGAUGUGACAGGAUUAUUUACGACAAACUACAUCCCCGCAAGGAUGUGCAUGUUAUAAAUUAAGGGCCGUUUCUCCAACUACAGCAUCAUCAACGACCACUGUCCACACGAAAGGAGACCUGAUGACGAGAAAGAAGCGUUCUACGCGCAGUUAGAGUAAACAUACGUUGGUUGCUCGCCGCGUGACGUGAAAAUCGUUGUCAGCGACGACAUGAACGCGCAGGUAGGAAGGGAGGAAAUAUUCAGACCAGUAAUCAGACGAAACAGCCUGCACGCCGUAUCGAAUGAUAACGGCCAGCGAUGCGUAAACUCCUGUGGUAUGGUAGUCCGAAGCCCCUUCUUCCCCCGCAAAGAUAUCCACAAAGCCACCUGGAGAUCACCCAACCAUCAAACAGAAAACCAAAUCGGCCACGAUCUAAUCGACAGUAAUUUCUUCUCAGAUAUAACCAAUGUCCGCACAUACCGCAGUGCGAGUAUACACUACCCGCCAAUAAUAUGGAAUCGUUGCAAUACUCAGUAUUGCUCACGGAAAAAAAUCCAUUCCCAAGACCAUGAAUAUGACUCAUAGUUUCCCGAUAUUUUUAUGAUUUUAUGUUAUAAAUAUACACCAUGAUUAAAUUUUAUGAUUUUAUAAUUGAUUUCACCAUAACGCUAUGCACCCGUAAUUGUUUUGGCUUUCGACGACCAAAAAUAGAAAAUAUAAUCAUGAAGCUAUGAUUAAAUUAGCUGGGAUCAUGAGUAGCAUUCUUGAAGCCAAGAAUAAUUUUCAUAAACCUGGAUGCAGAUCCUGAUGCUUUACCACCACAUUCAUAAAAUUAUGGUUGGGUGAGGUAGAACCAUGCAUAGAAUUCAUGGAAUCAAAAAAUACUUUUAUGAUUCCGUCGUCGUCGGACCUCAAUGCUUCUCAGUCAAAUUAAUAAAAUCAUGGUUGAUUGAGAUGGUGCCAUGCAUAAAAUUCAUGAAAUUAAGAAUUACUUUUAUGAUUCCGUCUUCGUCGAACCUCAAUGCUUCUCAAUCAAAUUCUUAAAAGCAUGGUUGAGGGAGAUGAAGCCAUGCAUAGAAUUCAUGAAAUUAAGUAUCACUUUUAUGAUUCCGUCGUCGUCGGUCCCAAAUGUUUUUAAUAAGAUUAAUAAAACGAUGCUAGCUAAAACCAUAAGAAAAUAAAAUACGUGAUAUCAGAGCUCAUUUCUAUGAUUUUGGGACCUAUCCAUCAUCCUUUUUUUCUACGAGCAAGCAGCACUUUUUAGUUGGCCUCCUGUUAGUGAAGAUAUGUCAUGUUCAAAUAUAAAAGAAAACAACAAUGAUCGAACUCACCGGAUAAUCAUAUGUAUUUGGCUGGUUUACUAUUUUUUGUCUUUGGCUGCUACAUCCAACGGGCUAAGGAUGCCCUCCAAACCAUAUCGAUUGUUUACUAGUUAGUUCACAUCACUUGCUGAGUCUCCGAAGUCGUCGAACGAAGGAUAAACCGGAAAAAUAGAGCGAAUUACCGUAAAUUAGCGCACGCGAUUCCCACUUUGCUUCACCCUCCGUACAUAAACUCGGAACUAAGACGGAUGGCACAACGAAAACGCGAACUGGGCACUGUUUACUUUUUGCGCGUUUACUUUUUAGUCAAUCAACUCCCAACAAACUGCCGAAUCUUACGGGCACACUGUUUUGAUGUUUCAUUUCCUGAUAUAUGCACAUUUAAAUAUUACUCUAACCAGAAAAAAACUUUGCAAAAAUAGCAGGUUCAACUUUUUUACAUGUAUGUGCUGGACGACCGCGCGAUUUAUAUAGGUACACCGGGGCAAGUGGGACCUAAAAAAAUGCUAGUUUGGUUUUGUCAAGCCAAAAAAAUCUUAACAU
Messenger RNA from Aedes albopictus (Asian tiger mosquito), 15362 nucleotides. RefSeq lists its product as uncharacterized. The record is from RefSeq and is a predicted model, not a curated record. The transcript has 2 exons. Bases 112 to 4860 code for a protein of 1582 amino acids. NCBI's taxonomy places the organism in Eukaryota, Metazoa, Arthropoda, Insecta, Diptera, Culicidae.